AUGCAGAUGAGGAAAGCAAGGAAAUCAUAUUUCACGAUAGUAAAGAACAACCUGAAUUUCGAGAUGAAGGCCCUCCAGUUUCACCACUUUCGCUCCUCUUCUUUCCAGCGUGAAAGGGAAUACCUCAAAGAGAAGUGGGUUGAAUGCUUGACUCGAGCAGAUUUUCAUUUGCCAAUCAGAAAGGUGAAAGUUUAUGAUCCGGAUGGAAAUUUCACAUUCACAGAAUUCUACAGAGUUUUCCUUGAAGAACCUUGGCCAGAAAGUGGAGGUGACCAAAGUGCAGACCAACUAAUGGGCUGUACUGCAAUGUGUGAUAAUGAAAAUGGAAACAUUCAUGACAAAGCCGAUGACUGGGUCAAUGAAGAACAGCUAGAGACUGAACAAGUAAUUUGCAAAGACCUCAGGUUAGAUGGAGACGAGCUAGGUGAAGACAUGAGUGAGCAGGAAAUAUGUACAGCAAAUGAAAUAAACUUACCAAAUGAUGAACAAUCAAGUCCCACUCAUUUAAGUGCUGUUUGCUGUUCAGGUGCUGGUAAUCAAAUAUUGGAACCAAACCAGCCUACAAUUCAAGAGAAAAGUAGUACAGCAAAUGUUGACAGUGCAGUUGAGUAUUUACAAACAAAACUUGCUCAGUCUGUUUCGAAAAUAUUAGGUUUGACUCCUGAAGUAAAGACCUUGGAUAAGGCCAGAAAACUGCUCCACGAAAAGCAGAAUAGCAGUUACCACCAUGGAAAGUACAAAGAUAUUUUAGCCCUGGUCCAGACACAAGUAUUGGCAGCUCAUCAGAAUGCUUCAAAAGAAUUAGAGAAAUGGGAGAGUGAAUUUGCAGUAAACAAUGGAUUUCCACCAAUGUAUGAAGACUAUAAAACUGAAGCAGCCAUACAAUCUGCUUACAAGAAGAGAAAACUGAGCAGGCAACUAUUGAAACACUGGAAAAUAACUGUACACCUCCAGUGA
This is a messenger RNA of Porites evermanni, 957 nucleotides long. The record is from the annotation of a GenBank genome assembly. NCBI's taxonomy places the organism in Eukaryota, Metazoa, Cnidaria, Anthozoa, Scleractinia, Poritidae.